Molecule: messenger RNA, 2151 nt
Organism: Fundulus heteroclitus (mummichog)
Lineage: Eukaryota; Metazoa; Chordata; Actinopteri; Cyprinodontiformes; Fundulidae
Gene: cnn2
Product: calponin 2
Exons: 7
Coding region: 232-1185 (317 amino acids)
Biological process (GO): actomyosin structure organization
Molecular function (GO): actin binding
Source: RefSeq, a predicted model, not a curated record
UGUUCUGUGUGAGCCAAAGGCAGGAGCAGGGAACCAUCUCGACCUUUCUCUUUGACUGCGAGACCGUGGGAGCGCUCUAAUUGGCGGCCGUAGAAACAGAGGAAGUAGUUUGUUCUCUUCAGGGUUUCAUUGGCAGACACCGUCAACGAUCAUUAAGUGCCGUUUUGUGUUCAGAAGUUGGCGUGUUGUUGUUUUUAUUCAUUAAAGAAAAGAAGUGACGACAGUUCGGCCAUGGCUUCCUUCAACAAAGGUCCUGCCUACGGGUUAUCAGCAGAGGUGAAGAACAAAAUUGCGCAGAAGUAUGACCCUCAAAAGGAAGAAGAACUCAGGAUCUGGAUUGAGGACAUCACCGGCUGCCCCAUCGGCCCCGACUUCCAAAAAGGCCUGAAGAACGGAAUUAUUCUGUGCGAGCUCAUUAACAAACUGCAGCCAGGCUCUGUGAAAAAGAUCAACCAGUCGGCGCUGAACUGGCAUCAGCUGGAGAACCUGACGAACUUCAUCAAAGCCAUCACAAAUUACGGCUUGAAGCCUCACGACAUCUUUGAAGCCAACGACCUGUUUGAGAACGGCAACAUGACGCAGGUCCAGACCACGCUGCUCGCCCUGGCUAGCAUGGCUAAGACCAAGGGUUGCCAGUCGCGGGUGGACAUCGGCAUAAAGUAUGCAGACAAGCAGCAGCGGAUGUUCGAUGAGGAGAAGAUGAAGGCUGGACAGUGUGUCAUCGGCUUACAGAUGGGGACCAACAAGUGUGCCAGCCAGGCCGGUAUGAAUGCAUAUGGCACCAGGAGGCAUUUAUAUGAUCCUAAAGUUCAAAUCCAGCCCCCCAUGGACAACACAACCAUCAGUCUGCAGAUGGGAACCAACAAGGGAGCGAGUCAGGCUGGGAUGACUGCUCCUGGGACCAGGCGGGCAAUUUAUGACCAGAAACUGGGCACAGACAAGUGCGACAACAGCACCAUGUCCCUGCAGAUGGGCUACAGUCAGGGAGCCAACCAGAGUGGGCAGAACUUUGGGCUGGGACGGCAGAUCUACGAUUCCAAGUACUGCCCCAAAGCUGGAGAAGUCCCCAACGAUCAGAAUGGAGCUGGCAGUGGCCGAGAGUACUUCCACGACUACAACGAUGAAGGUUACCAGGGUUACCAAGAAGAGGAGCGGGUAUACCAUGAUGACGGGACAGAUUAUUAAACGGAUGGAGAGUGAGGGCAUUGGGAACAAAGUGGCACGCUGUGUUAGAAAGCCUGGAGCCAGGCAGAUGGUUUAUUUUUUUAUCCAUAGGAUGUUGCACCGUCAUUUUGGGUCCCAUCCUUUUUAGUAUUGUAUAAAUGUGUCCUUAGCCCCAAUUAAUACACAUAUCAUCAUGAGCUGUAUUUCUGUGAUUCCUCUUUUUUAUACGUAAAAUAUUUAGUAAUUUGCUUAAACCAUCUGUUUGAUUUAGCUUGUUUAUUACUGGAACUAUUUGUGCCAAAGUUACAGAAAUUUUAUGUCCUGAAAGCUUUUUUUUUUUUUUUUUUUUUGCUGACUCGUUUCGUUAAAUGAAGGGAGAACCCCUGGUUUUCAACAUGAGACUGAUUUUGGGUAGUUUAAGAAUACUAUAAUAUGUAUUUUUUGUGGAAAGAAAAUGCUGUUUAUAUCUGUAGUUUCUAGAUUAGCAUAUAGACGUUCCUCCCUGUGAAUAAGACUGUACAUUUCUGCGUUAUACUGUCAGUAUCUCUAGUCCUUCAGUAUUGGUCAUUGACCUUAGCCAAGUUAGUUUUUCACAUGAGGGAUAAAAUCCAGAUUUAGUCAGAACAAAACAUUUUUUUUCUUCUCAUACAAGCUUCUUCCUUUCUUAUCUUUAGUGGAGGAAAUGGUUUCUUUGUUUGCUUAACCAUUCCAUCUGGAGAUAGGUUUGUUUUCUUUGGACCAGAGGCAGCAUAGGAGUUACAAACAUUCCAAGCAUGAAUACUGGAUCUUUGUUCAGUGAGUUUUAGUGAAUAUUUUGUGAACAAUGGUUGAUAUGCGAACAAUCCUUCCAUCAUGUAUUGAUCGUUUCUGAUGCUAUUUAUGCUGAGUCUGAACAAUGGUUGUUGAAUUUUGUUUUUCCUCUGCAAUAAUGUUGCCCAUAAGGAAAAACUGAACAUGUGAAAGUGGUUUAAUAAAAUGUAUACAGUA